AUGGCAGAAUUUUCAGCUGAUCUAUGUCUUUUUGACCUAGAUGGUACCAUAGUGAGUACAACAGUGGCCGCAGAGAAAGCAUGGACCAAGUUGUGUUACGAAUACGGUGUUGAUCCUUCCGAGUUAUUUAAGCAUUCUCAUGGUGCAAGAACACAAGAGGUUUUGAGAAGGUUUUUCCCUAAAUUGGAUGAUACAGACAAUAAAGGUGUUCUUGCUCUAGAAAAAGAUAUUGCCCAUAGUUACUUGGACACAGUAAGCCUUAUUCCUGGUGCAGAGAACUUACUGUUAUCGUUAGAUGUAGAUACUGAGACUCAAAAAAAGUUACCUGAAAGGAAAUGGGCUAUCGUUACCUCUGGUUCUCCAUAUUUGGCAUUUUCAUGGUUCGAGACAAUAUUGAAAAAUGUUGGAAAGCCCAAAGUUUUCAUUACUGGGUUUGACGUGAAGAACGGUAAGCCUGAUCCCGAGGGUUAUUCAAGAGCUCGUGAUUUAUUGCGUCAAGAUUUGCAAUUAACUGGUAAACAGGAUCUGAAGUAUGUUGUCUUCGAAGAUGCACCCGUGGGCAUAAAGGCCGGCAAAGCAAUGGGCGCCAUUACUGUGGGUAUAACAUCCUCGUAUGACAAGAGCGUUUUAUUUGACGCAGGAGCAGAUUAUGUAGUCUGUGAUUUGACACAGGUUUCCGUGGUUAAGAACAAUGAAAACGGUAUUGUCAUCCAGGUAAACAACCCUUUGACAAGGGCCUGA
Saccharomyces cerevisiae S288C is the source of this 741-nucleotide messenger RNA. RefSeq names its product 2-deoxyglucose-6-phosphatase (gene DOG1). Bases 1 to 741 code for a protein of 246 amino acids. The record is from RefSeq and is marked reviewed. The transcript has a single exon. Lineage: Eukaryota; Fungi; Ascomycota; Saccharomycetes; Saccharomycetales; Saccharomycetaceae. Gene Ontology annotation, molecular function: phosphatase activity; 2-deoxyglucose-6-phosphatase activity.